UAUGUAUAUAUAUAUAUUCAUCGUCUCUUUGAAGCUUCCUAAUCUUCUGACCAUGUGAAAGCCGAUUUGUCUUCUCUCUUUCUCAUGUGAGAAGGCUGUUCCGGAAUCCCCUCACUUCAUACUCCUUUUGAGAUCUAAUCGGAGUGAGAAAAAAUAAAAGAUUUACUAGAAACUUAUUCUGUUGUAAGCACUUUCCUGUCUUUUUUUAAUUUCCGGUUUUCCUGCUAUCCUUGUUACUUUCAUGAUUUUUUUUAAAUAAUGUAUCAGCUUUCUGCGAUUCAUGUACACAUUCCCUGUAUUAAUGUUCUGAUUUAAUUUUUUAAGUGUAAAAGUUUAUUUGAAGAUUACUGAGUAAGCAGAUCUCUGCAUUGUUCAUGUGAUUGGUUGUAUUUGCGCCUAGGGUUUCUCGAUUUAGCUUCUUUGAUGAUUUACUUUACCUAUUUAUUGUUAUCAUAGAAAUCUUACUCUACUUGUUUAGGGUUUUUAUUAGCUACUAUUCAAAUUUAGGAGAUUUAGCGGUCAUUUUCGAGAAAUUUGAACUUUGUAGUCUUCUGAGCUUGUUGUGUAAACUGCGUUUGGCUUUAGAGAUUGUGGAUGAUGGAUAAGGAGAAGUCUCACCAUGGGAACAUACUUCCGCCGUCGGGGAGGUACUCUGUUUUCCCACCGCCUGGGAGUAGUUACAAUGCCAAGCCGGAGCAAACUGGUUUGUCGAGUUUGCCUCCGCUAGGGCCGGGCAGUUCAUCGGAGCAGGGUCAUUUUGGUCACGGUGUGCCAUCGGAUUCCAGGCAAUUUAGUCAUGAUAUAAGCCGCAUGCCCGACAAUCCACCAAAGCAUAUGGGCCAUCGACGUGCUCACUCCGAGAUUCUUACCCUUCCGGACGAUAUUAGCUUCGACAGUGAUUUGGGCGUUGUUGGUGGAUUGGAUGGCCCCUCGUUUUCCGAUGAUACUGAGGAUGACUUGUUUUCUAUGUAUCUUGACAUGGAUAAGUUCAAUUCUACGUCUGCAACUUCAUCGUUCGAAGCUGGGGAGUCGUCUAAUGCAAUGGCAGCGGAGCAAGGUCUUUCGUCUGGUCCUUUGGGAGCUGCUAAUCAAUCUUUAUGUGAGAAACCUAGGAUUAGGCAUCAGCAUAGCCAGUCCAUGGAUGGUUCGACUACUAUUAAAUCAGAGAUGUUCAUGUCUGGUUCAGAAGAUCCAGCUUCUGCUGAUACCAAGAAGGCCAUAUCUGCUGCUAAGCUCGCUGAGCUUGCUCUUGUCGAUCCAAAGCGUGCUAAAAGGAUUUGGGCAAAUAGGCAGUCAGCAGCAAGAUCAAAGGAACGGAAGAUGAGGUAUAUCGCUGAACUUGAAAGGAAAGUGCAGACUCUGCAAACAGAAACGACUUCAUUGUCUGCACAGUUAACUCUACUGCAGCAGAGAGAUACAAAUGGUCUUACAGCUGAAAAUAGCGAACUCAAAUUACACUUGCAUACGAUGGAACAACAAGUCCAUUUACAAGAUGCUUUGAAUGAUGCGUUGAAAGAAGAAAUUCAACAUCUCAAGGUUUUGACUGGUCAGCCAACGCCUAACGGUGGAACUAUGAUGAACUUUCCUGCGUCCUAUGGAGCUAAUCAGCAAUAUUUCUCCAACAACAACUCAAUGAACACGAUGUUAACAGCUCAGCAACUUCAGCAGCUUCAGCUGCAUUCUCAGAAGCAGCAACAGCACCAAUUUCAGCAGCGUCAACCCCACCAGUUUCAGCAGACUGCGGACAUGAAGCUUAGAAAUUCUAUGCAAUCUCCUCUGGAAAAGGAACGUGCCCCCGCCCCCGACUCAUCAUCGAAGGAUUAGGUAUGGAAACAGGCAUGUGUUUUCGGGUGGAAAGCGGUAUAUGUCAUUAAUCUUUAGCACAGUUACUUUUUGGCUAGUCUGGUUUAGGUAAAAAUACACAAAUCUUGGUUUCAGUAGGCAGUUUAUUCAAUUUGAAUUCAUUUGAUAUUUGUUUUAUUGUUCUCACCUAGAGUAUUGAGCUUCUUUUACUGACUCUUAUGUUUAGUAGUAAAACUCAUAUACUAUACAUGA
Messenger RNA from Salvia splendens (bonfire salvia), 2055 nucleotides. Its product is annotated as probable transcription factor PosF21. Gene Ontology annotation, biological process: regulation of DNA-templated transcription. NCBI's taxonomy places the organism in Eukaryota, Viridiplantae, Streptophyta, Magnoliopsida, Lamiales, Lamiaceae. Bases 595 to 1824 code for a protein of 409 amino acids. The record is from RefSeq and is a predicted model, not a curated record. Gene Ontology annotation, molecular function: DNA-binding transcription factor activity. Gene Ontology annotation, cellular component: nucleus. The transcript has 4 exons.